AUGGUGCACAUGCUCCUGGCUGUGCUGCUGACUGCAUGCGUGGCUCAUUCUGCGUUGGCCCAGCUGCCAGGGAUGCCCAUGCCGGCGAUGUGCAACGGCGCCGCGCAAGCACCUAUCCCCCGCUCCGACCUCAACUGGCCGGCCAACCAGACCAGGCUCGCCAAUGAGCUGCAUGACAUGGACCAAGCCAGGGGGGCCGAGCUAAUAUUUUAUGGGGACUCCAUCACAUGGUGCUUCACUGGGCAGAACCCCUCUGGCGUGGUGACUGCCCAGGACAGGGAGCGCUCUGCUGUAUUUCAGCGCCACUUCGGCCGCUUCCGGUCAAAGAUCAUGGCCAUCCCAGGUGACCAGUCGGCCAAUCUGAUGUGGCGCAUCAUGACUGGAGGGGAGUUCCCCACCAUCCACAUGCCCAAGACGGUAGUCAUAUUGAUCGGCACAAAUGACCUCACUUACUCGGACUGCCAUGAGGACCAGCAAGAGAUCCUCAAUGCUGCCCCUGGCAUCAUUGACAGGGUGUCGCAGAUCACACGGUACAUCCGCACCAACUCUCCCAACACAAGGAUUGUGCUGCUGGGGCUGCUGCCGAGGGGUGCCCAGUACUGGGACCCGGAGCAGGCCUACAUCUGGCCCAACAGAUACCAGGCAGCCAUUGCAGCCGUCAACGAGGGAUACUACAAAUUGGCAGAGUCGGACUCGAAGAUUGAGUACCUUUACUGCGGGCAGCCGUACGCAUUUGGUUAUGGCAUAAAUUCGGCGCUGCUGUACGAUGGAAUCCACCCCAACGCGCAGGGGUUGGAUCUGCUGGCCGCAUGCAUACAGCGCGAUGUGGACCAGAACAUGAGAUAUGAUGCAUCGUGA
Molecule: messenger RNA, 858 nt
Organism: Coccomyxa subellipsoidea C-169
Lineage: Eukaryota; Viridiplantae; Chlorophyta; Trebouxiophyceae; Coccomyxaceae
Exons: 5
Coding region: 1-858 (285 amino acids)
Source: RefSeq, a predicted model, not a curated record